Bemisia tabaci is the source of this 4218-nucleotide messenger RNA. The record is from RefSeq and is a predicted model, not a curated record. Lineage: Eukaryota; Metazoa; Arthropoda; Insecta; Hemiptera; Aleyrodidae.
CUCGACCAUACCUGGUCACGCCCAGAUUGAGGUUAUGUCGUUAGUAAAUCGGUUUCCGCAAUGUGUUUACGUUAGUGCUAACGGGUUAAGAGUGCGAAAUCGCGAGUUUUCUUGUUGAAUUCAAGUUAAAUCAGUUUUUUUCUGGCAGAAAUCGAUUCUGUGCCAUAAGCCUCACUCUUGGUGAGAUUUUCAACGUUUUAAUGAGUUUUAUCGGUUCAAUUUCUCCUCGUAUUCCCUAAGUGAUCGGACGGUUCUUCUCCAUGUGUUUGAAUGAGUGUUUUUUUCAGGAAAAGCUUCGUGUUUCCUCCCGCGACUUAAUGUGUUAAUUUUUGUGUGGAUCAUUAAAGCUUCCUAAGAAGUUUCUCAAAUAAUUUCGUGCAAAACCAAGGGGCGAACUGCUGUGUGUGUCUUGUGAAGUAGCAGCUGUGGUAAGAUGGCUUAUUUUAUCGUAACAGAGGGACCAUCAAUGCUUGCCUUUGAUCUCCUAAUAAUCAAAUAUGAAGUAAAAUUAAGUUUGAGUCUUUCAGACCUCUUAGUUUCACUGCACUCUGAGCGCACUCAACUGCACUUUGAGUGCAAUGAAACAGCUUUAAUUUACUUCACAUUAUCUACGAUGAUGCCUUCUACACUUCAGCGUGCGAACUGGAUCGUUCCUUGGAAUUGUAAGAAUCUUAAUCUUAUUGAUUUUAAGGUGUGUGCUAGUUUUGAUCCGUUAUUACCUAAUUUUAUGGCAUGGAUUUUCUUUUUUAUAAUGCCUUGGAUUUUAUAUGGUACUUAAGUAAGCGUUAGCUUCUGUGAUAUUUCUAUUUUGCUGCUGCUUUUGCUGAACUAGACAAUUGUGCAAUUUAGAGCAAUGGGUAGAUGCUGCUGUGUGCCUGGCUGCAAAUCUAAUUAUGCAAGCUCCUCUGGUCCUGAUGUCUCAACCUUUAAAUUCCCUGAUCCUGCCAAAGAGCCAGAGCGUCAUGCAAAAUGGUUGAGUGCUCUCAGUAGGGAUAGCUUUACGCCUACCAAAAGUUCUGUAGUAUGCAUGAUCCACUUCCAUCCUCAGUUUGUUGUGACGCAUGAUGAGUUCAAGAGCAAAGAGGGCUCUAUCAUUCGAGUUGAGAGACAGAGACCAAAAUUGACUGACGAUGCUUAUCCCUCAAUCUUUCCCAACCAACCCAUAUACCGAUCAACUGUCCCUGCUAAACGAAGAAAAGAUCCUGCAGAGCGAGAGCAAGACAUGGCUCAAGUUCAAUUGAAAAGAAAUUUCCAGCUACAAGAGGAGAAAGACAUAAUCCCUAGCUUUGAAAAAUUAAAGGAGGGUCUUUCAAAGAGGAACGAAUCUUUAAAGUCAAUAUUACACCCUGGUUAUAUUAUUCUCAUUAAAGCAGAAGAUGAUGAAUUUGAUACAGUGCCAUUCAUCAUCUGUGCAAAAAUUUCUAAGGAAUUGACUGUGAAAGUUUUUAAUAAUUUUGCUGAGCUACCAGGAGAAAUGUUCAAGUCUUGUCUUGGCCCGAAUCUGAAAUGUGAUCGUUGGUCAAAAUUUGAUUCAUUGAUUCAAAUGUUACCACAGAGAGAUGUAAGGCCCCUCAAAGAGAAAGUAAUUUGUUUUGCAGAAAAAAUAUCUGAUGCAGUGGUAUGGUCUGAGCCAGUUGCUGAUAGUGAAACUGAAAGGGCAGCAAAACUUAAUUUCCUGGUUGAGCAGUUAAAGUUAGCUGUAGCUACCAAUAUACGCUACUCACCGGAAAUGCUUAAGUGGGCUGCUGCAAUUUUUUACACUUUCCCCGGAGCUUACAAGUCAAUGCGAGCCACGCAGCAAUUGACACUCCCCCACCAAAGGUACCUGCGAAAACUCCUCUGCAAAAUUGGAAAUGACGGUUGCGGGAUAGGACCAACUCAAAGGGCUUUUCUGAUAGAAAAAUUUAAAUUACUCUCAGAGGAAGAUAAAGUUGUAAAUUUACAACUUGAUGAAAUUUACACUAACUCAAAGCUUGUUUAUAAAGCUGGAAAAGUUUACGGCAUUGCUGAACAUGGUGCCAACACCUCCUCUGAUCUCACUGCUGGAACCAUCCAGGCUUUUAUGUCAUCAUCCUUACAGUCCAAAAAUAAGGAUGUCGUUGCUCUUUUUCCGGUACGAAACUUGGAUGCAGAAAUUUUGUUGAAGUUAAUACGGGCCGUUUUAAAGUUGAUGGUCGAAGUAGGAUUCUUCGUUCUAUGUGCCAUUGCUGACAACAACCAAGUCAACAAGAAAAUGUUUGACCUCUUGUGUGAUGGUGUUAUGAAGACUCAGAUACCAAAUCCAUACGAUCCGAGUAGACCUCUGUUUCUCCUGUUUGACCAGGUUCAUUUGUUGAAAAACAUACGUAAUAAUUGGCUGAACGCUCCAAAUCAAACUUUAAAAAUACCCAACUGUACGCAAGUGCCACUUUUCGAGAAGCCUCUUCACACUUCAAACCCACUUGAAUUUGAUAAGACUAAUUGUGAUCUAUCAGACCGGCCAGUGCCUAAUGAGGUAACAUUUGUUGAAGCAAAAUUUUCAGAUGUCAAAGACCUAUACCAUGCUGAGGCCAAAUCAGUCUUGAAACUUGGCUCAAAGUUAACAAGAAAAGCUGUUUAUCCGUCUUCAGUGGAAAGACAGAACGUUUCACUGGUUAAUGCUGUCUUCAGUGACUCGACAAGGGUAGCAUUACAAACUUUGAAGAAGGACAAAGUGGCAGUGUCAGACGGAACAAUCAUGUUCAUACAAAUCUUUGGUAGAUGGUGGAAAAUCUCCAAUGUUAAAGUUGAAACCAAAGGCAAAAGAUUGAACGAUAUGUGGUGUGAGCCUGUAAGAGAUUGCAAUGACAUGAAGCUUAAAUUUUUAAGAGACUUGUUGCUUUACGGUGAAAUUUGGGACCUUGCCAGUAGUCCCAAUAAACUUUCAGCUCAGACUCAUGCUGCCUUUUUUCACACCGUGAAGGCAACAAUUGAAUUGUGUGAGUAUGUCCUUACAGAUUUGGGCUGGGAAUUAGUCUUGCUAGGCAAACUCCAAACAGACAAUAUAGAGGGAAGGUUCGGUGGUUACCGACGAAUCUCCGGUUGUAGCUAUUUUGUCACUGUCGAACAAGUUCUGGAGGCAGAAAGAAAGUUGAAAUUACUCAGUAUAUUGAAGCUUAAGUCUUCCAAAAAUGGAGAGUUUUCACUGACCUCAUUUGCCGAAGAAUGCAAGGAAACAGCUAGCAAACUUGGUGAAAAAGCCGAAGAUGUCGACAUUUUUGAAGGAGCUUUCAGUGAAAUGAAUUCAAUCACUGUCACCCUGACUGACAGGAGAGUACUCCUUUGUUUGGCCAGCUAUGCUGCCACUAAGACCUUACAACAAUUGAGGCGUGAAGAAAUGCAAAUUUGCCAGGAGUGCAAAGAGACUUUAUUAUCAAAGGAACCUUUGGAAAUCGAGCGAGCCAAAGAGACUUAUGAGUACCUCAGUGGUUUGGAUCGUGGAGGUUUAAACCGACCCUCUGACUUCGCAUUCCAUCUUUGUAUGGAUGCGUUCAAACUUUUCCAAGCACUAAUUUCUCAGAAGUACGAAGAAAUUUUUUUGAAACUGCAUGACCAAAGAAAAGCUUUCACCACGCUUGGAGUGAAAUUGUGCGAGCAAUCUCUGGACGACACGCUUUUUUCAUGCGAGACUGACUCCUGCAAUUUGACUUUAAACAAGGUUGUCAAGAAAUUUAUGACAACCCUUGCAAAUAUCUUCUUAAAUAAUUAUACCAAGACACUCAAUGAUAUAAAUAUGACCCGCCAAAUAGCUAUAAAACUAAGCAAGCAAGAAGCCAAGCAAGAAGCCAAAAAAAAAGCAGAGGAGGCAAAGAAAGAGGCAGAAAAAGCAAAGCAGAAAGAAGAGAGUGCUUCGCAGAAAGCAGAAGACGCAAAUCAAGAAGUACAGGAACCAAUGAGGGCAUCCGAAAGCAAGAGUAAGUACUCUAAGGCAAAAGUAAAGGACGUUAAUGCCAGAAAAAUUGCCAAAUUGAGCUCCAAGGGCUCUUUGUAAGUAGUAAGUAUUACCAUGAAUCCCAAUCACCUAAGUUCUCUCAUCAUCACAUCGACUUGGAAUAGAAGACUAAAUACUUAUUUGCAGAACUAGGUGAUUUGGCAGACAGAAAAACAAUUUUUCAUUUAAACAUUUAAAAACCCUUAAGUAAUCGUUCUUUGAAUCCAUACCAUUCCAUUCAUUGAAUUCCUUGGGAACUUAAAAUUUUA